AUGGGCCGAAGAGGCAAAGCGGCAACGCUUUCCUUCGCCAGCCUGGCAUUGGUAGUUGCGGCGCCACUUGCCCUUGAACAUGUAAGGGCCUGGACACUGGAGGCUGCCAAAGUCCACCUCCAGGACGCGCAGGAGGAGAUCUCCAGCGCAACCCAAGACCUCACCAAGGAGCCGGUAACACCUGAAAGCAUCGCCGUGUGGAUGAAGGUGGUCGGAUCGGAGCUAUUACGGGGGGCAGCCGUGGUGGCAUUGCCAGCCCGGAUGUCGUUGCAGGGUACUUCGGCGGCCCUGCUGCUUCCAAUGUCGGCCACCUUAAUGCGCCAUGCCCGCAGUGCUCCGAACACCACAAUUGCGCAGGCAUGUCAGCUGCUUGAGGUGCAGUUUCCAUGCCCAGAGAUGCUGGUCGUGGAUUCCGAUCGGGUGGGACUUCAGACGCUCCCCCUGCUGCCUCCACGGCGCCAGUGGGCUGUAUUUGUCAGCCGCGCGCUGAUGGACAAAGCCAGCCAACCUCAGCUCCUGGCUCUGCUGCUGCGGGAGGCCUCUGAUCUUGGAGAACUCGGUAAUUGCCCGUGA
Messenger RNA from Symbiodinium sp. CCMP2456, 573 nucleotides. NCBI's taxonomy places the organism in Eukaryota, Dinophyceae, Suessiales, Symbiodiniaceae. The record is from the annotation of a GenBank genome assembly.